Molecule: messenger RNA, 285 nt
Organism: Gongylonema pulchrum
Lineage: Eukaryota; Metazoa; Nematoda; Chromadorea; Rhabditida; Gongylonematidae
Source: the annotation of a GenBank genome assembly
UGUCGGGCGCUGGGCGUGCAACUAUGGUGUUAUGAAUGCUACAGUAAUCCAUUGGCACUUCUGCUGGCUGUAUGUAAUUAUCAACGGGAAAGUCGUCUUCUUGCGGAGCUCAAUGAAAAAUGUCGCAAAUGUCUAGCGCUCCAGUCAAGCAGUAUUGAUUACAGUAAAUGUGUUAAUAUGGCUUGCAUGGUGAAGCAAAAACGUAUCCUACUGGGUCGCUCAAAAGCAGAACUGGCAGUCAGAAGUCAUUCUCUUACAGAGCGUGGAUUUUCUCAGCAGCAGUGA